AUGUUUGUGCUGACCAAGUUCGCCUGGACUCCGCCCUCGACCCCGGUAUAAAGGCCUGCGACUUUUCUUACAGGCUGUCGCUUCAGGCAAAAAGUAACAGGUGUUAUUCGAUAGGCAAGCUGGAGUAGUUGUCGACUCUGUUUGCUGAAAAGAGGGACGGUUACAGUUAGAGAACGCCUUCGGGAGUCAAAACGCUCACUAAUAUAUGUUUUCACAGGUUCUUGGUAGACAACAAAAAAUGGUUUUUGUUGCUGACUUUAGCGCCGCCACUGCCACUGCUACUGUGGCCUAAACUGAGCGGCAGGUUGUCAGAUUUUCGUUCAUUCGUAUGCUAUUCUUCUGAGCAUCGGAUUUUAAAAGACGUUACUGUCAGAGGCCAAAUUAUCAGGGGCGCCCAUGCAUUUCUGUGCUAUUCAUUGGAAAAAUCUAAUAUCUGAUUGAGUAUAUUGGCAUUCAAACGGCACCCCCCCUGUACUGAUAGGAAUUGCUUUUAUUUAUAACUGAAACACUGUCAACGACACAUUGAAUUCCUCCUAACGCUAAGUAAAUAAUUUUUAUCAAAGCAAAGUUUUGCUAUCAGUAAAAUGAUAAUGCGCCCAAAAUUGUGCUUUAGCUGCAUGGAGGAGCAAACACUCAAGCUGUUGGAUGCUCGUGAACUUCAAGAUCCACCGCCAUACCACAGGUUGAUUCCAGCAGUGGCGUGCGCGUGAAGUUGUUUAUAAGGAAACAGACUUGUGCUGCGCACCCCUCGCUCUCUCCGAUCAAACUCUGACGGCGAGACAUUGUAAACACGACUAGUGAUGAGUGUGAGCGCAGCGACGGACGAAACCGCAAGCCCCGGCUACGCGGGCCACUCACGAUCUGCUCUACGUGUGCCAAGCCGUUUCUGGGGUCUCACAUCUCACAUAACUGAGGGCGUCAUAAAGGUCGCUGCAAGGGGGAGGGAUUGAAGCCUGGUCCCCCGUCCUGGAGAGGACCAAGCUACACCCUGGUUUGGUAAAUUUUAAAGUCACGACGUUAAACACGUCGUGGUAGAUUCGAGCACGCCAGAUUUAUUUAACCGAAGAGUAUGCUAAUGUGCUCUAAGGAUGGCCCUCCCAGCAUCGACUUCGUCGCUUUUUUCCUUGUCAGAUGCCAGUAACUCGUUCGAGUCAAUCUGACUGGAAUUGGGACCGCACUUGAACUAACCGUUAAUCGCUUGCCAGGCACGGACUCGAAAUUCGAAUGAGUGGGAGUGCCAAAACGGCCACGAAUAAAAAAUCGUCUUCAGUAAUUGCUCGGCAGGUCCUCGCGUCCAGUCUAUGUAUUUGUAAACUAUCAGCGCUUACAAGAAAACACUUUUUAGAGGUCAGCAGCCGAGCAACUGUUAUUGAGGGCCCAUUGAAAUGCCGCCCUAAAAUGUCAGGUAACAGAAAAAGGGAGUGCUGUAAUUUGAACAAUACGGAAAUUCACGUUUUUUCUCCGAGAGAUAACUUAAUGUAUGCUUCUCAAUAUAAUUUUAGAAAUAAUUGGAGUAAACAACGCCCUCGAGGAAUUCUCAUGGUUUCCUUGAAUCUGGGUUACUAUCUCAGGUAGCACUGGCCGCUGGGGAGGCCGUCCUGUGUGGCCAACGUAUCGAGCUGCGCUUUAGGUGCACAGGACCAAAAAGGGAGUCAGUCUGGUUCACGGCAAGCGCUUCUCGGGCAGCUUAGAGUCCGCGCCAGCCCAUACCUACUGUCGUACAUGUGCUUGGCACGCUUUAGACGUAGGCCUUCACGUCGUGUCGACCACUACAACCAAUCCCUUCGCACGUUGUUAGGCAAACUCGAACAGUCGGCUAAGAAAUGGAAUAGGGAAGAGAAGGAGAGAGAGAAAGUGAGAUCAACACUGGGAACUCCACCCCGGGGACAUGGGCGCAUUCCUUACUACAAUAAAUCUGACGCUUGAACCAAUCCAGAGUUCUGACUUUGAAGGUGGCCAACCGAUGGGUCAGACUGCGGUAGCGCCCUUUUACAUGCGACCAUUAUGACACUCUCACGCCUGUGAGAUCAGAACCGCUCUGGGCAGAUGCCUGGCGCAUUUAAUGAGAACCGCCUCGUUCGUGGCAGGCGUAGACGGUCGAUUUAGCCUUGGCAACUGGUCCGCAGGUAUGCCUCUCUAUAGGUAUAUUUACGUGCAAGUUGCCGGUGCUGCGUGAACUCCAUCGGAGCUCGCGAUGGGCGUCAGCGUUCGCAACAGACUUUAACUCUUGGAUGUGUUCAAUUCUUCACCCAUAUUGACUCCAAACAUACCACCUUUCAUUCCCCGUAGACAAAUGAAUCCGUCUCCUCCUCCGCCUCUUCCUUCUCCGAGCGAGUGCGCGAAACAUUCUCCUGCGACCAGUGUCAGAAGAUUUUUUCAAAGCACAGUUCUCUCGCCCGCCAUAAAUACGAACACACUGGUAGGUUUACAUCUGUGUGCACCUUUGUGGUAAAUUUGCAAAUUAAAGUUUACUGUGAAGCAGGAAAACCCACUAACAUGUGUGGGGAGAAGUCGCAUCGGUUUGGUUGGAACCAGGUAGGCGUAUGAUUGGCCCGGGUCGCUGUGAUGUCCCGGUGUGAUUACACACAAUGGUACCCGGACCCAUUUACCAGCGACCCCGCUCAGACCGUCUAUGACAGCCGUGGCAUCGCAUGCUCUCAGGCGAGACUGAGAAGUGAGCAAUAACUCCUCCUGGGAGCCCGUUUUCUAGCUGGCGGUCUCACAUUCUUUUUCCUAGGCUGACUGCCCCUGUACCCAGAACGAGUAAUGAACUGACCUUCACGACAGCUCUGCCUUUCCGACUCACCACAAAGAAGUACGGAUUACAAGCUUUUGCCAGCGCUUUGUCAUUUACCAAAUUAUCAUAUUUUUGGUUUGGAGAGUUUCCAGUGUUACACAUAACCUACUCCAAGAAGUUUAUGGAAAAAACUCGUAUAUCAGCCAAAAUCAGAUACAUUUACUCAACCAUCAUCAUGUCUUCAUGGUGCAAAGAUGCAUCUGGGAAAAGAGUUUCGGCUUUCGGGCUUAGCAGAAUCUCAGUGUCGUAGUUGCUUUUAUCCAAACAAGCAGAAUCGAGAGCGUGACAUGUAAAAUAGGCACGUUGUUCAGCUUAGGUUAGGUGAGGUUUAGUCACGCCGGAAACGCCGGUAUACCAGUUCAGGUAUUAUCAUGAUGUUGACUAUGAGGUUGGAUAUGAGUAUAAAACUGCUGGGGAUUUGAUUGUCUUCUCGGAGAUAGUGCAUUCAUUUAACUGACUCAACUCUCCUCAGUUAUCGGAGCAUUCACACAUUUCUUUCCGUAGAACACUCAUACUCAGGUAUUCUCACGGGAGUCAGAUUACCUUACCCGGCGGUAGGAGCAUGCGAUAGAUAAAUAACUAACGCCAAGAGUGGGCUCGGAUGAGAAACUCGUUCCGCUGACUCGUUUUUCAUUGACGGCGCACAUACACACUCGGUAAUCGAGUCAAGCAGGACCUGUGCGCUUCAUAAACUCUCUUUGCUACUUUGCAGGUCUUCGACCAUUCGUCUGCCGUACCUGUUCCAAGGCCUUCAAGCACAAACACCACUUAACGGAGCAUCGUCGCCUUCACACCGGUGAGAAACCCUUUGAAUGUCAUAGAUGCGGUAAACGCUUCAGCCACUCAGGGUCCUACUCGCAACACAUGAACAUGCGCUACAAAUACUGUCGACCGUAG
Spirometra erinaceieuropaei is the source of this 3694-nucleotide messenger RNA. The record is from the annotation of a GenBank genome assembly. Lineage: Eukaryota; Metazoa; Platyhelminthes; Cestoda; Diphyllobothriidea; Diphyllobothriidae.